AUGUAUCUGAGCACAACAUCGGACCGAGCGAUGGGAGGAGAUGAGGCCGAGCCUAACGGGGCGCAGCCAAGGGGCGAAGCUGCGGCGAGGCCGCGGCGAGCGGCGGAGCCCCGCGCAGGCCGCCGGCCGCACGCGCGGUCGCAGGCCCCGCGUCCGGCCGCGGGUCCGCACGCGGCGCGGGCGAGAGGCCCCACGUGCAGCGGAGGCCCCGCGCGGGGUCCGCGCCGGCCGCCGGGCCGCACGCUGCCGAGUCCUCCGCACGCGCCGCCGGCCGCCGCAAGCCCCGCGGCAGGCCGCCGCAGGCCCGCCCCGCCAGAACAAGACAAGACACGCGACGAACGAGAGCCAAGGGCGCGAGGCGCCAGCACGAAGCGCCCAGCACGGAGGGCAAGGAGCGACCGAAGAGCAAAGCAGCCAGCAGGGAGGAGCGAGGAGCCAGAGAGGGCCAGAGCACCACCCAGCGAGAGCAACCAGGACCGACGCAGGGACGAGGCAGCACCACCGAGCACGACCCAGCAACCCACGCAGCCAGGCAGCAACCCACGCAGCCAGCACGACCGAGCACCAGCCAGGCAGCACCACCCAACGAGCAACCCACCCACACAGCACCCAGCACCACCCACGCACCCAAACCCCGGCCGCGGCCACAAGCGCAAGCGCAAGCGCAAGCGCAAGCGCAAGCGCAAGCGCAAGCGCAAGCGCAAGCGCAAGCGCAAGCGCAAGCGCAAGCGCAAGCGCAAGCGCAAGCGCAAGCGCAAGCGCAAGCGCAAGCGCAAGCGCAAGCGCAAGCGCAAGCGCAAGCGCAAGGCCCGCCCAGCACGCACCCAGCCAGAAAGCAAGGCCCAGGCAGGACGCACCCAGCCAGAAAGCAAGGCCCAGGCAGGACGCACCCAGCCAGAAAGCAAGGCCAGCCAGCAAGGCCCAGCCAGCAAGGCCCAGCCAGCAAGCCAGCAACUCCCGCCCCUUCACUCCACUCUGUAA
This is a messenger RNA of Botrytis deweyae, 981 nucleotides long. RefSeq lists its product as uncharacterized. NCBI's taxonomy places the organism in Eukaryota, Fungi, Ascomycota, Leotiomycetes, Helotiales, Sclerotiniaceae. The record is from RefSeq and is a predicted model, not a curated record. The coding region runs from base 1 to 981 and encodes 326 amino acids. The transcript is spliced from 2 exons.